This is a messenger RNA of Chironomus riparius, 1888 nucleotides long. Lineage: Eukaryota; Metazoa; Arthropoda; Insecta; Diptera; Chironomidae. The record is from the annotation of a GenBank genome assembly.
GUCCGAAGAGGAAAUUUUAUUUCUUAACAAGUGCGAAUAAAAAGUGAAAAAAAUAUAUACGAGAAGUUCAAGUUUAUCAGGGAAAGUGAACGAAGCGAAAAUAGAAAAGCUGUUUAGGAAACAUUCAACAGAUUUUUUGCGUCAGAAAUUUUCCUUCGUGAGUGUUCUGAGCGAUAAAAUCGUGUCCACCAUAUCACAAGAAAGUGAAAUUGUGAUAGCAGAAAUGCCGGAUCUCCAGUCUGGUGUUUAUCCAAUCGGUACCGAUUCACUUUCACAAGAAGAGUCUGAGUCGAUAUUUGAGAACAAGACAGGAUUGGCAGAAGAUCUUAAGUUUCUUGCAUCGAUGCCAGAGUUAUGUGACAUAACAUUUCUUGUUGGUGAAACAAGAGAGCCUGUUUGUGCUGUAAAGGCAAUCCUGGCAGCUCGAUCAAGAAUUUUCUACAAACUGCUUUAUCAACAACAAGCCUCACCACAGCGAAAAAAUCCACAACCACCACCAGUACGUGAAAAUAAGCUCCGUCUCUUCCUAAAACGAUCAUCAGAGCCACUAUUGAACCUACAAAAUGAAUCACAAAAGAGAACUUUAAUAUCGCAACAAACUCUCAUGCCAACGAUUUUUGAGCCCGGUUGUCAGACUCAUCAAACACUAAUAAUAGAAGAAUUUGAACCAGACGUCUUUCGUCAAAUGAUUGAAUAUGUUCACACGGGGAACGUUACGUUACAACCAAGGACAUUACUCGGUGUUAUGAAUGCAGCUGACUAUUAUGGAUUGGAGGAGUUGAAGCGUGCAUGUAAUGGAUUUGUACAACAGGGAUGCAUAACAGUUGAUACUGUCUGUGCGUUACUUAGUUCAGCUGAGAAAUAUAUUCAGUAUAAAUGUACAAAGUCGCUGGUGCAGAAAGUGUUGGAGUUUGUUGAUGAGCACGGAACGGAAGUCCUUAAUCUUGGGUCAUUUACCUUAUUACCACAACAUGUUGUUCGCCUGAUAUUAGCAAGAGAGGAGCUGCGGGCCGAAGAAUUUACGAAAUUUCAAGCUGCGCUGAUGUGGAGUAAAAAGUAUAAUGACUAUAAUCCGGGUACUAAUUUGAAGGAUAUCAUGGGCACCUUUUUACCAAACAUCGCCUUCCAUAAAAUACCUGCAAAUGUACUGAUGCGAGAAAUUUAUCCGCUCAAUGUUGUACCUUACACCAUCAUCAUGAAUGCUUUGGCAUAUCAGGCAGACCCAACAAGUAUCGACCAACAAGACCUCUCUCCCAACAACAAUCGAAUAAAAAAGUCUCAGGGUCGUUCGAUGUCAAUCCAAAGUUCCGACAAUGGUUCAAAUAUUACACUACUUUCGAGUGGAAGCAGCGGAGAGCACUAACAUUAACUAGACAUAGCUUUAAACGUUCAAAUAGGUGAUGUUAUUCUUUGAUCGAGAUAUAUUUAUUUAUCUAAUGGAUAUAUAUAUUGAUAAUGAUAUUGUAAGUGACUAAAAGAAGACACAAGUGUUAUCUAUUUCAUACUUUGUAAAGACAAGUUCAUAAUUGAGAAGAAAUGGAAGUUAUGGAAAUGUGGGAAAAAAUAUUUUUUGAUAGUUCAAUAAUCAGAGUGGAAGAUUUGACAGAGCAGAAGUCAAGGUCAGUGUUAUUUCCAUAGAAAACUGCAAAAUCAUUAACGUGAAACCUAGAUUUGAUAAUGGAAUUGUUUGUUGACUUAUUGUAUACUCUUUAGACUACUUUUUAAAGAAACUUUCACGAAAUAAACCUAAACGAAAUGUUAAAAUGAGAACUUUAGAAAAAAAGCUAUGACAAUUUAUUGGAUAUAAACUAUUAAAAAGUUAAGGCAAAAGUUAUGUUGUAGAAAUGUUCUUUUGUGUGUAAAAAUGGAGUAACAAAUUGUUUUGGAG